Molecule: messenger RNA, 2163 nt
Organism: Achroia grisella
Lineage: Eukaryota; Metazoa; Arthropoda; Insecta; Lepidoptera; Pyralidae
Gene: ssp6
Exons: 3
Coding region: 157-2013 (618 amino acids)
Molecular function (GO): protein binding
Source: RefSeq, a predicted model, not a curated record
UUAAUACAUUACCCUUUGGACAUGAUCAAAAUGCCAUUUUCAUACUUUUAUAACAUAUAAUGUUAGUAGUAAAUGAAAUAAUAUGUAGUGGUAAUAUUUAUAAAGAACAAUUAAAUAAAUUGAAGCAGGUGAGGCUGAGGACAGAAAAUUGUCGAGAUGAGUUCACCAAAACUAAACGAAAGGUGUUCGAGCAGUUUGAGCAACGGCAAAAAACUGCUAAGCAAUGAUUCCAAAGAAGAUUCUUUAGAUAAUUCAAUAAGAGAACCAGGAAAAGGAGGAGGGAAGGGCGAGGAAGAUUGGCGAAGACGUACUAUCAUAGUUGAAAAGAAAAACGGCACCUAUGGAUUUACGCUUCAGAGUUAUGGCAUACAUUAUAAAAAGGAACAAGAGAUAGAAGUCAUCACGUAUGUUGAUCAUGUAGAAUCUGAAGGUCCAGCAGCGGCAGCUGGUAUGCGGGAAGGUGAUGUUAUUUUAUCAAUCAACGGCGCAGAUGUGGAACGGGCGGAUCAUGCCGUCAUAGUGGAUUCUAUCAAUGCCUGUGAUGCGCGUAUGCGAAUGGUUGUAAUAUUUGAAGAUUGUGUACGAAAAGUUGAAUUACAUCUUAAAUAUAUCAACCUACAAAGAGCUAUUCAAUCUAAAAUGCGUGAACUCGAACAACUAACUAUUCGCGAAAGACAGCUUUUUGAUUCAAAUUGGAAAACCCAUAGCUUACCUUCACAAAAGAAGAAAAACUCCCCGUCGGAUGUUAUAUCCGAUAGUGAAGAAAACAAUGUCGGCGAUAAUAUAAAUAACCCCUAUUGUAGGCCUACACUCUCAAGCGAAAAUGUUACCGCUGCUAAACCACCACAAACUAAUGUGUUUAUGUAUCAAUAUCUUGAUCCACGUUAUGGGACUUGUCUUAUACAGCCAAAUAUACACUCGGGGAGCUUUGUCAUUACUGUAGGAUCUCCACGCAAUAGACGGGACUGUCAUCAUUUUGUUGUAAAAACUCCAGGAGAAUGUCAUCGAGCAUCUGAUCAUAAAUCAAGUAAUACGAAACAUUCAAAAGUCCACAGAAGUAAUCACAGUCACAGUUGUGCGCCUUGUGUGCCAAAUUAUAAUAAUCAAGAUGCAAAUAGUCUUGAAGCUUAUGAUCUUGCUAGCCCCUGCUGUGAUCCUCACUGCGUACCUAAUACUAAAAAGAAAAUUAGACGUAAAAAAGAUUGUUCUAAGGAACAUAAAAGAAAAGAUAAAUGUCAUCAAGUCGAUAAAUCCACACAAAAGCCUGAUAACUCCUCUCAUGGCAGAACAAAAAAAGUAUGUGCUCCAGGACAUUGUUCAAGUCGUUACCGUUAUUUACAAACAGAGUCUACUCAAACGAGUCAAUGUAGUCUGCAGUCCUAUGCGACUAGUAACGCUACAGUACCAUGCGAUAACUCCGCUUCAAGUUACAGUACUUCGUUAAGUAGUGACACUCUCUUUUGGGAUAAUGAUCGUGCUGAGAAUAAGUCGUCUCCAAAAAUACAGUAUCAAAGUUCACACCAGCACGUCAAACCAAAAUCUUGGGACAAUUUAACAACAAAAGCAUUUGGUGGUUAUGGUUUUGGGUAUGGCUACUUAGACACAGGCACAAAACAUUCAAAUCGAUCAAAAAGUCAUGGGAGAAGUCAUAGCGGACGAAGUACUCAAAGUCAUCAUGAAUAUCAGCAUCAUUCACAAGAAAAGCACACUCAUCGACAAAGUGCGAUACCACAUCAUUAUUCAAUUUACAGCAAAGGACAUUCACGAUGCGCACCUACUAAAUCAACAGAGAGCCUUAUCGUGGUACCUAAAUAUCAGUUGGAAAGUAGUGGCUCCGAAAGUAGAUUAGCAUGCGAUUGUACAGAAACUAUUGAAUAUUACCGCAGAAUUAGCGUCAACAAAAACCCAGGAGACACGCAUUCUACAAGCUAUUAUUCUCAUCAAUUUAUAUAUCCUACGCAUACAUAUAAGAAAAAGGACUCAAACGUUAGUUCCGAAAUAACAAGGCUAUAAUCAAUUUUUAUCGCUAUGAUAUCUUUAAUGCUCAAUAAUAGGCCUAAUAGGUUAUAUUGUAUACAAUUAUAAUUAUUGAAUUAGACAUAUUACAAUAAUAUUACGUAGAAGUAGCGCAUGUUUUAACUGCUUUGUACUCACUUGUUGAUU